AUGCCAGAUCACAAGCGGACUGAGGCUCACCUAUCCACCUGUCACCCUUUUUUAUCAUGUCGGCGUCGGGUGAGGCUCCUGGGCGUUUUGGUGAUCAUCGUCAUAGCACAAGGUCUGUACACGACCGCCUUUUCGUCUGCAGCUGAUAGAGACUCGGAGGAACACCAUGGCAGGGUAGCGCAGCCUCAAAUGCGGGCCAAUCCUGCUUCUUCGGGUGAUUCCCCAAGAGAACAAUUGCCUUUGCCAGAAGGAAAGGGGAGAACGUUAGCGACUCUGGUACACAACGGCAUAUCGCCUGGUGCCAGAUUGAUGAUUCAGGGUCUCCGCAACCUUUCAGAGGCUCAGCGGAAAUUGGCUGCCUUUGUACAUGACGCAGCGAAGAGGUGUCGCGAAGGGGAAGAGCAGAUGUGCGAGACACCUGGAGAGCCAAUCGGCAAACGUAGCGGUAUUGACCUGCCAAAGCUUCCAGUGAUAAGACAGUUCGUUCUGGCGGAUGAUCGAAAUGCGGGGCGGAGUUCGAUUUCUUCGAUGUCUGACUUCGUGCGGACACAUGCGAGCACGGUAGUCGCGACUAGCAUUCGAACGCCAAGGCGACAACGCUGGAAGCCGCCCGGCACCAGGACUAGCCACCCCCUGCAGCCCCGGUGGGGGACGAACCGACUCAAAGGUGCCACGGAGACUGACACACAGGAGGUAUUUAUUGAACUGCGCGCUGGUGGUUUCUUCGACAUGCUCAACAACAUGUUCUUGGGAGGAGUUGGUAGUGCAGAUCCUGCAAAUUUUGAGGGAGGAAACCAGGGCUCGUUCUUCGAUUUUAUGUAUCCGUUGCAAACUGACUAUCCAUGGGCAUGUGUCUGCGACCCUAACCUCUAUGAGAAGUGGGAGCAGAAGGAAACUCCUCAUGUUCCGUGCAAAAAUCAAGUCGACAUGUCGGCACAAGGCGUCACAGCCUACUGCAAUCCUUUACUGCACAAGAUAAACAGCGCUUUUCGUCCAGGAUACGGGGCUUUUGUUUUUUCCUUCAUCGUCGUUUCUCUAAGCUUCGUGUUCUCACUGUUUAUCUAG
Messenger RNA from Neospora caninum, 1065 nucleotides. RefSeq lists its product as hypothetical. Bases 1 to 1065 code for a protein of 354 amino acids. NCBI's taxonomy places the organism in Eukaryota, Apicomplexa, Conoidasida, Eucoccidiorida, Sarcocystidae. The record is from RefSeq and is a predicted model, not a curated record. The transcript is spliced from 4 exons.